Messenger RNA from Akanthomyces muscarius, 291 nucleotides. RefSeq lists its product as uncharacterized. NCBI's taxonomy places the organism in Eukaryota, Fungi, Ascomycota, Sordariomycetes, Hypocreales, Cordycipitaceae. The record is from RefSeq and is a predicted model, not a curated record. The coding region runs from base 1 to 291 and encodes 96 amino acids. The transcript is spliced from 3 exons.
AUGACCCGCCUCCCAGACGACAAUCGUGUCGACACUACUACACUAUUCAAGGCCAAAUUUCGGAAAGGCGACUACCACACCCUCAAUCUGUACUAUAUGCGCGAAAAGCCAAAUUAUAGUGUCUACACGUUUCCAAGAAUGGCGGCAGCAGUCAAUCGCAACACCUACAGGUUCCUUCUCGAUGGCUGCAUAAUAGGCUCGAAUACGACUCCAGGCAGCAGUGACUAUUCUUCAGACGAUUAUCGGUCAGAGUUUACUCCGGGCCAAAUUGAUCGGAUAAAGUCUAUUUAG